Penicillium verhagenii is the source of this 1392-nucleotide messenger RNA. RefSeq names its product fungal specific transcription factor domain-containing protein. NCBI's taxonomy places the organism in Eukaryota, Fungi, Ascomycota, Eurotiomycetes, Eurotiales, Aspergillaceae. The coding region runs from base 1 to 1392 and encodes 463 amino acids. The record is from RefSeq and is a predicted model, not a curated record. The transcript has 8 exons.
AUGCCUCGGGUACCCAAACCGCCGGUAAAAGCUGCAUGCCUUGCGUGGUCAGUCCAAUAUCACACUCUUCUAAGUCUCAAGCACUCACACCAAGCUUUAGUCGUUCUUCAAAAACUCGAUGUGAUGGACAGUAUCCUUGCAGAAGUUGUUACGGCAAAGGCCGAGAAUGCAGCUAUCAGCCCAGUCGCCGAGGUGGAGCUCGGCGAGGUAAAAGCCAUCACAGCCAUCACAGCCAUCACAACAUCGAGAUUUAUCAAUCCAUGGCUUGAAAAUACAAUGGGACUGCUCACUCCUUUUGUCGGUAUAAACAAUCUGGAUCAGUCUCCAGACUCUUUAUCAGACACCGGAGAAGCUCUUCAAUUGUGGGGCCAGCUCACUCCAGGUGAUGAUGGCUCCUUUACCUCGGCGUCCGUUAAUGAUGUGGAUCUACCUGCCAUUCGAGCUUAUCAAUCUGAGGAAGACAUUCUCAAUGCCUACUACAUCUACAUGCACCCCUACUUUCCCUUGCUACCACCGUCACCAAAUCCUCAAUAUGAGGAUCGAUCUACUUUUGUUCAAUCAUCAAAACAGUUUGCUGAACCCAAAAAGGCCGAUCUGCCAUAUUGGCCAGUAUCCUCCUUGAGUCUCGCUUUGUCGGCCAUCCUCGUGCUCAUACCACCUACUCCUGAUUCGUCUUCAUUAACUGAGGCUGCUGUCCUGUUGAGACGUUCAUAUGCUCAGCUCUUUGCCCAUGCGGCAUUGUCCAGUGUCGAGAGAGAGAUUGACGAGUUAAGCCCAGCAUCAAGCAUCAAUGUGAUCGGCGCUAGUAUCUCCCAAGAACAAAGUCAACUCCACUCACAGGUUCCACUCCCAUUGGAUCCAAUUCUAGCACUGGUUGUUCUUGCAAUGUAUGAGUACUGUCAGCGAGGAAACGUGUCGCGAAUGCGUGCUCGUGUUAAUCAUGCUGUGACCACGGCAAUGGACAUUUCUCUUCAUGACCCUGGUCCGAUCGCGACGGAAUAUUCAGAAGCCCAAAGACGCGCAUGGUGGAUGAUAAUGUUCGUGGCGUACAUAUCGUCUAAUUUGCAUCUGACGCCACCCAUCAUCGCUUCUGAUGAUCCACGAAUUACGACCCCUCUUCCCCAAUUCGGUGUGAAUCCAGAGCCUUGGGGACUUACAGUACGAGUACAAAAGCUUCUAUACGCAGCCCAUUCAAUGGUUCAAAAGAUCGAAAGCGUUGCCGAUUCACCACUGAUAUCUAAUCUCGGAGACGAGAUCAAGAAACUUGAUGCUCAAAUCGUGACUUUGAUGAUUGAAUCGGACCAAAGUCUACGACAGACAUUCGACUUUGAGGGCGAAUCUUACGUCGCUGAGAAUAUGUGGAGAAUGAGCCGAAUCAUGAUCAAUACGUAA